GUUGGCUGUCCAACGAUAGCUGCGCCAACAUCCCAGGCAGCGCCGCUGAAGUGUCGUAUGGGCUCUAGACUGUGUAAGGAUGGGAGAGAGUGUGUCCUGCACAGCCAUGUUUGUGAUGGAGAGGUGGACUGUACGGAUGGAUCAGAUGAACAGGACUGUGAGCUGCUCUGCAAAGCAGGUCAGAAGCUCACCUCUUGAUCUGGUUUAAUGUGUUUAAUCAUAAGUAGCCCGUUCCAGUACAAAUCCAUCCCUUUAUGUCAACGUCCUAAGUUCAGUGCCAGUGAUCUCAUUGGUUCCUUCCUCUCAGGUCAGUUCCAGUGUGCUCAUGGGAAAAAGUGUAUCGACCAGCAGCAGGUGUGUGAUGGGAAGGCCCAGUGUCAGGACCGCUCUGAUGAAAUGGACUGCUUCAAGCCCACCAAGAGCUGCAGCCAUCGCUGUGACAACAAGAGCCGCUGUAUCCCAGAAACCUUCCUCUGUGACGGAGAGGGAGACUGUGUGGACGGCUCUGAUGAGGAAGGCUGUGGUAUGAGCCUCAUCUCUAAAAACACAUUUCCAUUGUAACGACUUUACACGUUGUUCAGAACCCAUUUCCAUUGUAACGACUUUCCACGUUGUUCAGAACCCAUUUCCAUUGUAACGACUUUCCACGUUGUUCAGAACCCAUUUCCAUUGUAACGACUUUCCACGUUGUUCAGAACCCAUUUCCAUUGUAACGACUUUCCACGUUGUUCAGAACCCAUUUCCAUUGUAACGACUUUCCACGUUGUUCAGAACCCAUUUCCGUGGUAACGUGUUUCCAAGUUGUUCACAAUCCAUUUCCAUUGUAACGCGAUUCCACGUUCACAACCCAUUUCCAUUGUAACAUGUUUCUACUUUGUUCUUUGCCACCAUCACGCUCCUGUUUCCGCCGUCUCCUCUCUCACCUCCCAGUGGCAAAGCUGUGUGGUCAGCAGCAGUAUCGGUGCAGUAGUGGUCAGUGUGUGUCUGAGGGUCUCCGUUGUGACGGCCAUGCUGACUGUAGAGACCAUUCUGAUGAGGCGGGCUGUGCCAAACCCCCCCACUGUCCCCCGGAGCGCCGCUGCACAAACAGCCAUGAAUGUCUGGUGAAGGAGUGGCUGUGUGAUGGGGAAGAGGACUGCCAGGACGGUUCAGAUGAGAGGGUGAGGAACCCAUCUAACAUUAACCUUCACUUUAAAAGGACUGUGCAAACCUACUUCCCCUCAGCCAGAUGAACUCAUGGAUACUCUUUUUGGCUCUGCGACCAGUAUUAAGGAAGGUAGUUUCGCAAACUAGUAUGCUAGGUUAAUCGCGCACUAUCCUGUUUACCUUAACUCUAAAUUCUUGGUCAACUACAGUACUUCUCUUCCUAAAGCAAGAGUUGAAAUAACAUGCUUGAAACGUUUUCCAUUGGUCUGUAUAUUUAGCCUUUUAAAUUGGUGUUGUGGUUUCAGAACUGUAAGGUGUCUCCAGUGAGGUGUGGGGAGUCCCAGUGGAGCUGUGUCUCUAGGAGUCAGUGUAUCCCUGCGACCUGGAGGUGUGAUGGACAGAAGGACUGUGAGGACCACAGUGACGAGGCCGGAUGUGAGCUUACACAAAUAAAGGGUUAUGGUUACAUUUGUAGGUGGCCAGGUGACGUGCUCCAACCAGCUGUGGUAGUGGAGAGUGUGUGGACCAGUCUGUUGUUGUACUGCAGGUGGCCAGGUUAAGUGCUCCAACCAGCUGUACCAGUGUGGUAGUGGAGAGUGUGUGGACCAUUCUGUGCUGUGUGACCACAUCAUCAACUGUCCUGAUGGAUCUGAUGAGGGGCAUGGCUGUUUCAUCAAGAACUGCUCCAGCCCUGGGACCCCCCAAUGUGACCAGCACUGUGUCAGCACCCCUUAUGGACCGGUUAGUACAUUACAUUUACAUUUACAUUUACGUCAUUUAGCAGACGCUCUUAUCCAGAGCGACUUACAAAUUGGUGCAUUCACCUUAUAGCCAGUGGGAUAACCACUUCACAAUAUGUUUUUUUUUCUUUCUUUGGGGUGGGGUAAGGGGGGGUUGAAGGAUUACUUUAUCCUAUCCCAGGUAUUCCUUAAAGAGGUGGGGUUUCAAGUGUCUCCGGAAGGUGGUGAGUGACUCCGCUGUCCUGGCGUCGUGAGGGAGCUUGUUCCACCAUUGGGGUGGCAGAGCAUCGAACAGUUUUGACUGGGCUGAGCGGGAACUGUGCUUCCGCAGAGGUAGGGGGGCCAGCAGGCCAGAGGUGGAUGAACGCAAUGCCCUCGUUUGGGUGUAGGGACUGAUCAGAGCCUGAAGGUACGGAGGUGCCGUUCCCCUCACAGCUCCGUAGGCAAGCACCAUGGUCUUGUAGCAGAUGCGAGCUUCAACUGGAAGCCAGUGGAGUGUGCGGAGGAGCGGGGUGACGUGAGAGAACUUGGGAAGGUUGAACACCAGACGGGCUGUGGCAUUCUGGAUGAGCUGUAGGGGUUUAAUGGCACAGGCAGGGAGCCCAGCCAACAGCGAGUUGCAGUAAUUGCAUUUACAUUUUAGAUUUUAGUCAUUUAGCAGACGCUCUUAUCCAGAGCGACUUACAGUUAGUGCAUACAUUAAAAAAAAAAUCAUACCCCCGUGGGAAUCGAACCCACAACCCUGGCGUUGCCAACACCAUGCUCUAUCAACUGAGCUACAUCCCUGCCGGCCAUUCCCUCCCCUACCCUGGACGACGCUGGGCCAAUUGCGCGCCGCCCCAUGGUUCUCCCGGUCGCGGCCAGCUACGACAGAGCCUGGAUUCGAACCAGGAUCUCUAGUGGCACAGCUAGCACUGCAAUGCAGUGCCUUAGACCACUGCGCCACCCGUAAUCCAGACGGGAGAUGACAAGUGCCUGGAUUAGGACCUGUGCCGCUUCCUGUGUAAGGCAGGGUCGUACACUCCGAAUGUUGUAGAGCAUGAACCUGCAGGAUCGGGUCACCGCCUUGAUGUUAGCGGAGAACGACAGGGUGUUGUCCAGGGUCACGCCAAGGCUCUUCGCACUCUGGGAGGAGGACACAACGGAGUUGUCAACCGUGAUGGCGAGAUCAUGGAAUGGGCAGUCCUUCCCCGGGAGGAAGAGCAGCUCCGUCUUGCCAAGGUUCAGCUUGAGGUGGUGAUCCGUCAUCCAUACUGAUAUGUCUGCCAGACAUGCAGAGAUGCGAUUCGCCACCUGGUUAUCAGAAGGGGGAAAGGAGAAGAUUAGUUGUGUAUCGUCAGCGUAGCAAUGAUAGGAGAGGCCAUGUGAGGAUAUGACAGAGCCAAGUGACUUGGUGUAUAGGGAGAAUAGGAGAGGGCCUAUAACUGAGCCCUGGGGGACACCAGUGGUGAGAGCACGUGGUGCGGAGACAGCUUCUCGCCACGCCACUUGGUAGGAGCGACCGGUCAGGUAGGACGCAAUCCAGGAGUGAGCCGCGCCGGAGAUGCCCAGCUCGGAGAGGGUGGAGAGGAGGAUCUGAUGGUUCACAGUAUCAAAGGCAGCAGACAGGUCUAGAAGGACAAGAGGAGAGAGAGUUAGCUUUAGCAGUGCGGAGAGCCUCCGUGACACAGAGAAGAGCAGUCUCAGUUGAAUGACCAGUCCUGAAACCUGACUGGUUUGGAUCAAGAAGGUCAUUCUGAGAGAGAUAGCAAGAGAGUUGGCUAAAGACGGCACGCUCAAUAGUUUUGGAAAGAAAAGAAAGAAGGGAUACUGGUCUGUAGUUGUUGACAUCAGUGGGAUCGAGUGUUGGUUUUUUGAGAAGGGGUGCAACUCUCGCUCUCUUGAAGACUGAAGGGACAUGGCCAGCGGUCAAGGAUGAGUUGAUCAGCGAGGUGAGGUAGGGGAGAAGGUCACCGGAGAUGGUCUGGAGAAGAGAGGAGGGGAUGGGGUCAAGCGGGCAGGUUGUUGGGCGGCCUGCAGUCACAAGUCGCAAGAUUUUAUCUGGAGAGAGAGGGGAGAAAGAAGUCAAAGCAUAGGGUAGGGCAGUGUGAGCAGGACCAGCAGUGUCAUUAGACUUAACAAACGAGGAUCGGAUGUCGUCAACCUUCUUUUCAAAGUGGUUGACGAAGUCAUCCACAGAGAGGGAGGGAGGGAGGGGGAGGGGAGGGGGGGGGGAGGAUUCAGCAGGGAGGAGAAUGUGGCAAAGAGCUUCCUAGGGUUAGAGGCAGAUGCUUGGAAUUUAGUGGUAGAAAGUGGCCUUAGCAGCAGAAACAGAUGAAGAAAAUAUAGAGAGGAGGGAGUGAAAAGAUGCCAGGUCGGCAGGGAGUUUAGUUUUCUUCCAUUUCCACUCCGCUGCCCGGAGCUCUGUUCUGUGAGCUCGCAAUGAGUCAUCAAGCCACGGAGCUGGAGGGGAGGACCGAGCCGGCCGGGAGGAUAGGGGACACAGAGUCAAAGGAUGCAGAAAGGGAGGAGAGGAGGGUUGAGGAGGCAGAAUCAGGAGAUUGGAGGGAGAAGGAUUGAGCAGAGGGAAGAGAUGAUAGGAUGGAAGAGGAGAGAGUAGUGGGAGAGAGAGAGCGAAGGUUGCGGCGGCGCAUUACCAUCUGUGUAGGGGCAGAGUGAGUAGUGUUGGAGGAGAGCGAGAGAGAAAAGGAUACAAAGUAGUGGUCGGAGACAUGGAGGGGAGUUGCAGUGAGAUUAGUAGAAGAGCAGCAUCUAGUAAAGAUGAGGUCAAGCGUAUUGCCUGCCUUGUGAGUAGGGGGGGGGGCGGUGAGAGGGUGAGGUCAAAAGAGGAGAGGAGUGGAAAGAAGGAGGCAGAGAAAAAUGAGUCAAAUGUAGACGUAGGGAGGUUGAAAUCCCCCAAAACUGUGAGGGGUGAGCCAUCCUCAGGAAAGGAGCUUAUCAAGGCGUCAAGCUCAUUGAUGAACUCUCCAAGGGAUCCUGGAGGGCGAUAGAUGACAAGGAUAUUAAGCCUAAAUGGGCUAGUGACUGUGACAGCAUGGAAUUCAAAUGAGGAGAUAGACAGAUGGGUUAGGGGAAAAUUUGAGAAUGUCCACUUGGGAGAUAUGAGGAUUCCUGUGCCACCACCCCGCUGACCAGAUGCUCUCGGGGUAUGCGAGAACACAUGGUCAGACGAGGAGAGAGCAGUAGGAGUAGCAGUGUUUUCAGUGGUAAUCCAUGUUUCCGUCAGCGCCAAGAAGUCGAGGGAUUGGAGGGUAGCAUAGGCUGGGAUGAAGUCUGCCUUGUUGGCAGCAGAACGGCAGUUCCAGAGGCUGCCUGAGACCUGGAACUCCAGGUGAGUGGUGCGUGCAGGGACCACCAGGUUAGAGAGGCAGCAGCCACGCGGUGUGAGGCGUUUGUGUAGCCUGUGCGGAGAGGAGAGAACAGGGAUAGGCAGAGGCAUAGUUGACAGGCUGCAGCAAAUGGCUACAAUAAUGCAGAGGAGAUCGGAAUGAAAUUAACUAAACAUCUGGGAAAGGAGAGAGCGGGCCUCCCUCACCACAACUCCCAAAUAUAACUCUCCCAACUUCCACCUCAGAAACUAUAAUUGUUGUAAACUACAGCGGUUCAAUGUUUUCUAUGAAUAGACUAACUCAGCUAGCUAACUAGGCGCAGCACGAACGGCACGAACACACAGAGAGAGCCAAACUAACGUUAACUAGUCACCCAUGUCCCGAAUUCCCUGAACGACUCGGGCUAUCAAUAUGUAAAACACAAAUGUAGGUUAUGACUUACCCCUAGCAGCUACUGUUAGCUAGCCAAGUGCAAAGCUAGCCACUGAAUUGACUCAGCCAGUUCGCGUCUGUUCGCUAGGUCGUUCCAGCUAUUGUUUACUAGUAGCUAUCCAGGUAGCAACAAGCUAGCUAAAUUUCAAGCACAGUAGCCACUUGCUACCUAACGUUAACGGUUCAGACAUGAGGUUAGAAAACAGCUGAAUGGUAGGCAAUUAUUGUAUGUAAUCAUUGUAGGCAGCCAGCUGGCGUAACCACAGGCACUCCCAGGCGUGAAAUAACUAUACCGUUGCUAAUAGCUACUCGCCAGCUAGUCCAGGUGGAGGGUUAGCCAGCUAGCUUCGUGCUACGCCCGGCGCCGCCGAAUACAAUACUAACCUACAAUAAUUACAUACAACAACCCACGAUAACUACCAACAAUACCUAACUACAAUCUAAAUACAUAUGUAGGUUAUGACUUACCCCUAGCAGCUACUGUUAGCUAGCCAAGUGCAAAGCUAGUCACUGAAUUGACUCAGCCAGUUCGCGUCUGCUCGCUCGGUCGUUCCAGCUAUUGUUUACCAGUUAGCGUUAACGGUUCAGACAAUGAGGUUAGAAAACAGCUGAAUGGUAGAAAACAGCUGAAUGGUAGGCAAUUAUUGUACGUAACUAUUGUAGGCAGCCAGCUGGCGUAAUUACAGGCACUCUCAGGCGUGAAACAACUAUACCGUUGCUAAUAGUUGCCAGUAGCUAUCCGCCAGCUAGUCCAGGUGGUGGGUUAGCCAGCUAGCUUCUAGCUUCAGCCGAAUACAGCUAGCUUCGUGCUCAGCCGAAUACAAUACUAACCUACAAUAAUUACAUACAACAACCCACGAUAACUUCCUACAAUACCUAACUACAAUCUAAAUACAUAGUUUUAGCCUUACUCGACAAAGCCCAAACUAUGUAUAAAGCCAAGCUUACCCGACGACCUCACCCGACCUCACCCGUCCAUUGACGGUACUGCUACUACUGCAUCAUCAAAGGUAUUAUCUAAGUGAGUUUGAGAUGGUCAGAAUAUGAAUGUCAUCUGUUGCUAGCAAGUUAUCGACUUUCAUGAACCUUGUUUCUUAGGCUACAUAUUAUAAUGUGGGAUAUUUAUCUGAGCUGGGCUUGAGUCAUUAAGUCAUUGUCUCAACAUAGCUUUGAAAUACGUGGACCGAGUCUAGGAGCCAACAUGAUUUGGAUGGACUCCGUCAUUCCUGUAGAGCAUCUUCGGUUUCCAGAAGGUGUCAGUUAUCUGUUAAAGUGAUUCCAACAGAGCUACAGUGAUCUUUUAGCUAGAUGUGUAAUGCCAGUAGCCUGCUGAAUCUUUCACACCCACGGCCUAACGAUGACCCAUGCCACGCCCUAGGCCAUGCCACACCCUAACUACACGCCCUAGGCCAUGCCACACCCUAACUACACGGCCUAGGCCAUGCCACACCCUAACUACACGCCCUAGGCCAUGCCACACCCUAACUACACGCCCUAGGCUAUGCCACACCCUAACUACACGCCCUAGGCCAUGCCACACCCUAACUACACGCCCUAGGCCAUGCCCUAACACACGCCCUAGGCCAUGCACCCUAGGGCCAUGCCAACCCUAACUACAACACGCCCUAGGCCAUGCCACACCCCUAACUACACGCCCUAGCCCAUGCCACACCCUAACUACACGCCCUAGGCCAUGCCACACCCUAACUACACGCCCUAGGCCAUGCCACACCCUAACACACGCCUAGGCCAUGCCACACCCUAACUACACGCCCGUAGGCCAUGCCACACCUAAACCUACACGCCCUAGCAUGCACACCUAACUACACGCCCUAGGCCAUCCACACCCUAAACUACACGCCCUAGGCCAUGCCACACCCUAACUACACGCCCUAGGCCAUGCCACACCCUAACUACACGCCCUAGGCCAUGCCACACCCUAACUACACGCCCUAGGCCAUGCCACACCCUAACUACACGCCCUAGGCCAUGCCACACCCUAACUACACGCCCUAGGCCAUGCCACACCCUAACUACACGCCCUAGGCCAUGCCACACCCUAACUACACGCCCUAGCCAUGCCACACCCUAAAACCACGCCCUAGGCCAUGCCACACCCUGAACUACACGCCAUAGGCCAUGCCACACCCUAACUACACGCCCUAGGCCAUGCCACACCCUCCUAACUACACGCCCUAGGCCAUGCCACACCCUAAACUACACGCCCUAGGCCAUGCCACACCUAACUACACGCCCUAGGCCAUGCCACACCCUAACUACACGCCCUAGGCCAUGCCACACCCUAACUACACGCCCUAGGCCAUGCCACACCCUAACUACACGCCCUAGGCCAUGCCACACCCUAACUACACGCCCUAGGCCAUGCCACACCCUAACUACACGCCCAUAGGCCAUGCGCCACACCAUAACCCAAGCCUAGGCCAUGCCACACCCUAACUACACGCCCUAGGCCAUGCCACACCCUAACUACACGCCCUAGUGCCAUGCCACACCCUAACUACAUGAACAACUACACGCCCUAGGCCAUGCCACACCCUAACUACACGCCCUAGGCCAUGCCACACCCUAACUACACGCCCUAGGCCAUGCCACACCCUAACUACACGCCCUAGGCCAUGCCACAAGCCCUAAGACCCCUUGGACCGUUGAGUUAAAACAAACCCCAACGUGUUGCCCUACAGAGGUUUGGCUGUAACAUUGUAACAUGUUCUGUCUCCCACAGAGGUGCAUCUGUGCUGCAGGCUUCCGGCUCCAGUCCAAUGGUGUGUCCUGUGUGGAUGUUGAUGAGUGUAACACGGUCCUACCAGCUGUCUGCAGCCACACCUGCCUCAACACCCACAGCUCCUUCCUGUGUCGCUGUCACCAUGGAUAUCUGCUGGAACUAGAUGGUCGCAGCUGCAAGGCCCAAGGUACUCUCAACGUGUCUUGGCUUGAAAGAAAUUAAUACAAAAACUGUUUUAAAUUAGAUAUUAGCUUUUGUCUGAAGCUGGAAAAGAAAGGAAAUUCAAAAGCUAAUUUGACCUAUGCACUAAAUGCUUUUCGGUAUAAGCAGCUUGAGUACUGUAGCUUUAUUUAUCUACUUUUCAACAGAUGUACUCACAUUAGAUGGGUUGAUUAGGAUUGAAACCUUCUCUCAAACAGCCUAAUACAUACUCUUUAGAGUAGGUUAACCCCAUUUAAUGUACUUGGAAAUGUACAUGUGUUUUUACAUGUAAGACAUCAUCCCAUUCCACUCAUUUAAAUAUUAUGCAGAGGUUUUCCCAGACACAGAUUAAACCUAGUCCUGGACGAAAAAAUAAGAUCAAAGAACAUCUCCAGCCAACAGAUCAAUGAACAUCUCCAGCCAAAAUCAUUUAUAGUCCAGGACUAAGUGAGAUCUGUCUGUGAAACCGCUCCUUAACCCUAACCCUAUAUGUGACCCAGCCUAAUACAUGAGCCUACUCGGAUGGGAAAUGGACAAGGUAGUUGACAGCAUUUGAACAUAUUUUGAAGCUAUACAUGGUUUAUGUUCCUGUUAUUUUUUAAAUUUAUUUUACCUUUAUUUAACUAGGCAAGUUAAGUUAUAAACAAUGGAGUAAUGCAAUCUUCUAUUUUGUCUAAUGAUAGGGUAAGACAGUUACGCUAUGCUCUUGAGACAUAAGUUAUUUAAAGCAGAGGGGGCACCACAGAGCCUAAAAGUGGUGUGGCAAAAUUAGUGUGUUUUCUGGGGCUUGGAGUUGAUUGGGUAAAACUCUGGGUCCUAUUUGUAGGCUAUGACAGGGUCCAAUGCUAACUUUCUUUUCUCACUGACAUGACUGGGCCAGUUGGCAAAAAAUCGACUGACCCAAACAGAAUUUUCCGGACAUGGUGUAGCUUUUAAAAGUAUUGGGGUAAUGCAUGGCCUAUUGAUUGGCAUGCUUUCACUCUAUAUGUAGCUAUUAAUAGGCUACAUUUAUAAUACAUAAAAAAUAAUUAGUUGGGUGCUUAUUUGUCCUAUUUCACACAUGUACUGUAUGUGUGAAUAAAAAAUGUGCCAUUAUUAACGGCAACCCUGGACCAAUUAGGGUUAAGUGCCUUGAUCAAGGGCACGUCGACAAAUGUUUCACCUUGUCGGCUCGUGGAUUCAAACAAGUAACCUUUCGGUUACUGGCCCAAUGAUCACCACUAGGCAACCUGCUGCCACCUUUGGUUAUUAUGAAGCUGUUUAAUAGAAUUGAACAAUAAGUCAUUACUCUAAGAAUUGCACUGCAUUAAUUGCAUUCAUUUUUGUUUCUAAAGCAUGUCAUUUAGAGUUCUUUUUUUUACAUCAACUGUAUAUCUACCAGGCUACAGUAGACAAGACUACCAACAGUAGCCAGCAUAUUGCUAGUAUGUUCACUAUUGAAAGUUUACUUCUGUACACUGAACAAAAAUAUAAAUGCAACAAUUUCAAAGAUUUUACUGAGUUACAGUUCCUAUAAGGAUCUAAAUUCAUUAGGCCCUAAUCUAUGGAUUUCACAUGACUGGGAAUACAGAUAUGCAUCUGUUGGUCACAGACGCCUUACAAAAAGGUAGGGGCGUGGAUCAGAAAACCAGUCGGUAUCUAGUGUGAAUACCAUUUGCCUCAUGCAGUGCAACACAUCUUCGCAUGCUGUUGAUUGUGGCCUGUGGAAUGUUGUCCCAAUCCUCUUCAAUGGCUGAGCGAAGUUGCUUGAUAUUGGCGGGAACUGGAACAUGCUCUUGUAAAUGUUGAUCCAGAGCAUCCCAAAUAUGCUCAAUGGGUGACAUGUCUGAGUAUGCAGGCCUCUAAAACAAUGUUGAAGGUGGCUAUGGUAGAGAAAUUAACAUUCAAUUCUCUGGCAACAGUUUUGGUGGACAUUUCUGCAGUCAGCAUGCCAAUUGCACUUCUCUACACGUUUUCCGGCGGCUCUGAUUUUAAGGGUAAAUCUCUGUUUUGACUUCUAAAUUAUUUACACACCCAUUGAUUCUUGAAGAGUAUAACUUAUAAUAAAUUGCUCAUGAACUUAGUCCAAUUGUCAUAGCCCAUCAUAAGCCCAAAUAUUUACUUGUUCAACUCAAUUGUUUGUAAACAGUCUUUUGCAGCUUCAGGCAAAAGCUAAUAUUUAACAGUUUGUUUAUUUCCAGGGUUUAUUACUGUGCGUUAACUAUAAAACAUGGCUGUCGAUGGCAGCCUAAAGUGGUUGGUUUUCAAAAUGGUGCAGCUCCUUAACAGUUUAAGCUUUAGACACUAUACAACUGUAAAAAGGUCUUACAACUACAUAACUAGUUUAACUAUAUAAUGUAUAUAAAUCUAUCGCAGCGCCUAUCUCCUUAAUGCUGAGUUCCAAGCGGAGACUCAUCCUGUCCCACUUUUACAGUCUUGGGUUUGACUCGGCCAGGGAUUGAACUCAGAACCUUCCACUCUAACCACAAGGCCACGGAGUUGGUCAAUAAGGUUAGGUUGAUAUUUGCUAUUCUGUGUGGGCCUAUGUUUUGAACCCGCUUCGGUGCUUUAGGUGCCAAAGAUUUGGACAUAGUGCAGCUUUGUGUUGAAGGGAGAUACCGCGACAUGAGAAAUGUGCAGGAGGGCAUAGUCAGAGGGUGUGUUCAGUUGGGAUAGAGUGUGGGUGUGCCCAUGCAGCUGGUGAUCCGAAGUGCCCUGUGUGAGGGAGUCCGGUUGAGAUUGCCGGAGUUUGAGUGGGGCACAAAGUUUCCCAUGCUGAGGCAGUGAAGAGUCGACUUGGAGGCCCCCAGUAAGUAGGCCUGAAGAGAGAGAGCCAGAGGUAGUUUAUUUUUUUUAGUAAGGUUGGAUUUCUUGCGUUUAUAGUGAUGCACUGCACUGAUGGAGCGGAAAUCACAGAAAAUAGAUGUGGUAGUGUUAAGAUAAUUAUUUCCUCUCAAUGGUUGAACUCAACUAUUUCAGUGUCUCUGUGCGUCUCCCAAAAGGUUGUAAGGCUUUUGGAUCAAGAAACGGACAGAGCUCCCAGUUGUAAUAGUCAGAUCUUUAUUCAUUGAGAAUUCUGUUAUCACAAUUUCAGAGUCCAUCUUUUUAUACACACGUCAUACAAAAAUCCCACCCCGCUUUAGGCGGGCUGUAUUUUUUCCAUUGGUUUAGCUCAUGUUUUCCUCUGCUCUCCUGACCAUCAGGUCACACACAUGUUCUUAUCAUAGUCUACUCCUUGCUCGGGCAGGCUGCAUUCCUUAGUUAUCGCCGUCCUCACAAUAUCCUGCAACAUAUUUCAUACUCUCUUCCAAGCCUAACAGUUUCUCUCCUCCCUAUAUUGGGAGGCCUCUUUAUCUUGGUUUCUCAGUUGUCUGUAGCCAGCUCUCCUUGUCCUUUGUUGUCUGGUCUAACUCCUACUCACAUUGCUAAAUAGUAACACAAUGUAAUCUCAACUUGCCCUACGCUCACACAUUACUAGGUAGUAGUCUUAUGAUUCAAACCCAUGUCAUAAGGUGGAGUGUAAUAAUGAGUAAUGACCAAAUCCUGCUAUCAGGUAGUUAGAGUAGCAGAGAAAUGUUUUGAUGAGAUUUUAGUGCAGUAGAUCUACAGGAAGUUCUGAGAGAAGGGGUUCCAUCCUCCCAGGCCGACUUCCUGGUGUAGGAUCGUUUAGGGCCAAGUAGUGGGAUGGGGUGGUGAGUUUUGAGGGAUGGUGUAUAGGUGCAGGGUUGGAUGGUGGUGCAAUUUUACGUCUUUUCCCUUUUUUGGGUGACAAAUGUGCAAUCCGCCCUCCAAUCUGCGGAAGGCCGCAAUACGCAACAUAGCGUCUAGUCUGCCGGAAAGCCACAUGAAGAAGGCUUCAAAGUUAGCUGCUUAGCGAUUUCAACGCAUGCCUCGGAGCUCUGGUAUCAAACGUAACAUCACUACUAACUAUUUAUUAUGUUAAGGUAAGAAUUAUCCAAGAUAAAUAGUUAGGGUUAUUUGUUUGUCUCUGGGCAGUGACUGUUAAUGUUAGCUAGCUAACAGUGUGUGAUGUGUACAUCUCCCUCCAAUGCAACACCCCCAGGUGUGAGCUGGCUUUGAGAAGGUUCUGGAGGAGGUGACCCACUUCACCUUUCACUACAUUACUGAUUUGGUUUAAUUGUUUGUAGAUGGUGUUUAGUGUACGUUUAGAUUUUUGUUUGUGUGGAUGCAUUGACAGAUCAGCUUGUUGGGGGUGAACUGGGAGCACAGUGCUGUAGUGGUGGGACAGAGGAGACUGCAACAGAGGGCUUCAUUUUGAGCCCUAUACUACGAAUCAGAUUUGAGGUGUUAGCGAGGUAACUUUAGUAAACUCCGGGUUCAACUUUGCCGGGAAACCCGACGUUGAAAUGCAUUGAAUUCUACGUCGGGCAGAAAUUAGCGUUUGAAUCGGGAUAAAUUUUUGUGUACAUGCUUCGGUGUGAUAGAAAUCUGAACGCGCGACCAGCGCUUUGAAAAGUUGAUGUAAUUAUACUUUCCUAUAUAGUGUCUCACAUUCCUACCUGCAAAAGGACCAACUGCAGGACAACCGGAAAAAUACGUUAAAAUAUAAUUUAAUUCAACAUUCUGGCUUGUGGAGGUUGUGCGAGGGAACUUUCCUGAUUCAAAAGCCUGAUGUAGAAUUAAAUUCAAUGUCGGGUUAUCAGGCAAGGUUCAACUCAGGAUAACUGGUACCAUGAAAGUGGCUCACCUUUUAGCUAGGUACAUCUCUAUAGCAACGAAUCCUUCAAAACUAACCUGCUCCGGGGCAGGCAACUAAGGGCUAACUCCAUUUAUCCUGAAUGAAAUGUCUGAGCCACGAGUUGAGGACCACUGAAAUCAGAUUCCCUCCCUCUCGCAGAGAUUGAGUCAUCCCCUUCAUUAAGGAAGACGACUGAUUACAUACACUGCUCAUAAAAAUAAAGGGAACACUUAAACAACACAUCCUAGAUCUGAAUGAAUGAAAUAAUCUUAUUAAAUACUUUUUUCUUUACAUAGUUGAAAGUGCUGACAACAAAAUCACACAAAUUAUCAAUGGAAAUCAAAUUUAUCAACCCAUGGAGGUCUGGAUUUGGAGUCACCCUCAAAAUUAAAGUGGAAAACCACACUACAGGCUGAUCCAACUUUGAUGUAAUGUCCUUAAAACAAGUCAAAAUGAGGCUCAGUAGUGUGUGUGGCCUCCACGUGCCUGUAUGACCUCUCUACAACGCCUGGGCAUGCUCCUGAUGAUGUGGCGGAUGGUCUCCUGAGGGAUCUCCUCCCAGACCUGGACUAAAGCAUCCGCCAACUCCUGGACAGUCUGUGGUGCAACGUGACGUUGGUGGAUGGAGCGUGACAUGAUGUCCCAGAUGGGCUCAAUUGGAUUCAGGUCUGGGGAAUGGGCGGUCCAUAGCAUCAAUGCCUUCCUCUUGCAGGAACUGCUGACACACUCCAGCCACAUGAGGUCUAGCAUUGUCUUGCAUUAGGAGGAACCCAGGGCCAACCGCACCAGCAUAUGGUCUCACAAGGGGUCUGAGGAUCUCAUCUCGGUACCUAAUGGCAGUCAGGCUACCUCUGGCGAGCACAUGGAGGGCUGUGCGGCCCCCCAAAGAAAUGCCACCCCACACCAUGACUGACCCACCGCCAAACCGGUCAUGCUGGAGGAUGUUGCAGGCAGCAGAACGUUCUCCACGGCGUCUCCAGACUCUGUCACGUGCUCAGUGUGAACCUGCUUUCAUCUGUGAAGAGCACAGGGCGCCAGUUGCGAAUUUGCCAAUCUUGGUGUUCUCUGGCAAAUGCCAAACGUCCUGCAUGGUGUUGGGCUGUAAGCACAACCCCCACCUGUGGACGUCGGGCCCUCAUACCACCCUCAUGGAGUCUGUUUCUGACCAUUUGAGCAGACACAUGCACAUUUGUGGCCUGCUGGAGGUCAUUUUGCAGGGCUCUGGCAGUGCUCCUCCUUGCACAAAGGCGGAGGUAGCAGUCCUGCUGCUGGGUUGUUGCCCUCCUACGGCCUCCUCCACGUCUCCUGAUGUACUGGCCUGUCUCCUGGUAGCGCCUCCAUGCUCUGGACACUACGCUGACAGACACAGCAAACCUUCUUGCCACAGCUCGCAUUGAUGUGCCAUCCUGGAUGAGCUGCACUACCUGAGCCACUUGUGUGGGUUGUAGACUCUGUCUCAUGCUACCACUAGAGUGAAAGCACCGCCAGCAUUCAAAAGUGACCAAAACAUCAGCCAGGAAGCAUAGGAACUGAGAAGUGGUCUGUGGUCACCACCUGCAAAACCAGUCCUUUAUUGGGGGUGUCUAGCUAAUUGCCUAUAAUUUCCACCUGUUGUCUAUUCCAUUUGCACAACAGCAUGUGACAUUUAUUGUCAAUCAGUAUUGCUUCCUAAGUGGACAGUUUGAUUACACAAAAGUGUGAUUGACUUGGAGUUACAUUGUUGUUUAAGUGUUCCCUUUAUUUUUUUGAGCAGUGUAUUAUAUAAAAAUAUUUGUAGGUGUCAAAAACAUAAAUAAUCUUGUUAAAAUACAUAUCAUAUUACACAUUUAGUAAGGACAGCGUUUGCUUUCCAAACUUUUUUUUUGUGCAAUUGUAUUUAGAAAUUUGCAUAAAAGCAAACUGACAGCUGCAACCAACCACAGACAUAUAAUCCCUAGAUGGCAGUUCCCAUUCAAGUCCAGACGGGCAGACAUUGCUAGUGCACCCAUGAGUGAACACAUUGACUAUACUUCAAUGGAUGUUUGUUACGUGUACGCUUUAUUGGCUGUUCAAAAAAGUAAUUGUGACUAUGUUUUUCAGAUGAACAUGGUGAGUCUAACCUAGAGAUGGGGUUAGGGUUAGGGUUAGGGUUAAGGGUUAGGGUUAGGGUUAGGGGUUAAGGGUUAAGGGGUAGGGUUAGGGUUAGGGUUAGGCCAGGUUAUCCUGUAUUUCUCGGAAUGGGUUAGGGUUAGGGUUAGGGUUAGGCCAGGUUAUCCUGUAUUUCUCGGAAUGCAAUUAGUUUUAUCAGGUGUCUUAGCUGAGGCUGGGGAAAAGUGUGACACCAAUCAGGCCCACGACCAGAAGAAGAUUGAAUCAACAGACUUGACAGAAGAUCCAGCAUGAUCUGACACAGGGCUCUCCAACCUUAAUCUAGUGUACCUGAUUCUAAUAACUAGCUAGUUGAUAAGCUACAGGAGGGUAACUCUCCAUGAGAUCUGAACCUUCACCUAGUCCCCCCACCCUUUCCUCUUGUAACCUCUCUCUCUACUAUAGCAGUCUCUCCACCCUUUCCUCUUGUAACCUCUCUCCCUCUACCAUAGCAGUCUAGUCCCCCCACCCUUUCCUCUUGUAACCUCUCUCCCUCUACUAUAGCAGUCUCUCCACCCUUUCCUCUUGUAACCUCUCUCCCUCUACCAUAGUAGUCUAGUCCCUCCACCCUUUCCUCUUGUAACCUCUCUCCCUCUACCAUAGUAGUCUAGUCCCUCCACCCUUUCCUCUUGUAACCUCUCUCCCUCUACUAUAGCAGUCUAGUCCCUCCACCCUUUCCUCUUGUAACCUCUCUCCCUCUACUAUAGCAGUCUAGUCCCUCCACCCUUUCCUCUUGUAACCUCUCUCCCUCUACUAUAGCAGUCUAGUCCCUCCACCCUUUCCUCUUGUAACCUCUCUCCCUCUACUAUAGCAGUUUGUCCUCCACCCCCCUUUCCCCGUAAAUUCUCCCUCUAUAUAGCAGUUUAGUCCCCCCCCCCCUUUCCCCUUUAACCCCCUCUCCUCUACAUAGCGUCAGUCCCCCCACUUUUCCCCUUGUAACCCUCCCCCUUCCCUUUCCCCCCACCCCUUUUGGGAAUUCCCUUUAAAUUUAAGUCCCCCACCCUUUUCCUUUGAAACUCUCUCCUUUGAAACAGUCCCUCCCCCUUUUCUUGUAACCUUCUCCUCACAAGCAGUACCCCCCCUUCCUCUUGUAACUCUCUCCCCUUUUCAUAGCAGUUCCCCCCUUUCCCCUUUUAACCCCUUCCCCCUAUAGCAGUCUAGUCCCCCCACCUUUCCUUUGUAAUUCUCCCUCUACUAAAGCAGUUUCCCCCCCCCUUUCUCUUUUAACCUCUCCCCCUCAAAGGAGUCCCUACCUUCCCCCUUUUUGUACCCUCCCCUCUACUUAAACAGCCCCCACCCUUUUCUUUAAACCCCUCCCCUACUAUAGAGUUAGUCCCCCCCCUUUCCCCUUUAAACCCCUUUCCUCUACCAUAGAGUCAGUCCCUCCACCCCUUUCCUUUUUGUAACCUCUCUCCCUCUACUAUAGCAGUCAGGCCCCCCCCCCUUUCUCUUGUAACCUCUCCCCUCUAAAGAGCAGUCCCUCACCCUUUCCUUGUAACCUUUUCCCUCUACUAUAGCAGUCUUCCCCCUUUCCCUUUUUAACCUUCUCCCCUAAUAAGAGUCCCUAACCUUUUUUAAAAACUCUCCCCUCUAUUAAGAGUCCCCACCCUUUUUCUUUUAACCCUUUCCCUCUACUAUGCAGUUUCCCCCCUUUCCUUUUAAACCCCUUUUCCUUAAUACAGUCAGUCCCCCACCCUUUCCUCUUGAACCCCUUUUCCCCCUACUAUAGCAGUUAUCCCCACCCUUUUUUUUGUAAACCCCUCCCUUAAUGAGUUAGCCCCCACCCUUUCCUCUUGUAACCUUUCCCCCUUUUUAGCAGUAUCCCUCCCCCCUUUCCCCUUGAACCUCUUCCUAAAUAGAGUCAGCCCCCACCCUUUUUUUGUAACCUCUCCCCUCACUUAAACAUUAGCCCUCCCCCCUUUCUCUUGUAACCUCUUCCCCUUUCUAUAGCGUCCCCUCCCCCUUUCCUCUUGUAACCUAUCUCCCUUUUUUAUAGCGUUGUCCCCCCCCCACCCUUCCCUCUUGUAAAACCCCUCCCCUUUAUAGAGUCCCCCACCCUUUCCUCUUGUAACCCUCCCCUUACCAUAGCAGUUGCCCCCCCCCCUUUUUCUUGAACUUUCCCUUUAUAGCAGUCUUCCCCCCACCCUUUCCUCUUGUAACCUCUCUCCCUCACUAAGCAGCCCUCCACCCUUUUUCUUGUAACUUCUCCCCCUACUAUAGCAGUUACCCCCCCACCUUUCCUCUUGUAAACCCCCCCCUUAAAGAGUUGUCCCCCAACCCUUUCCCCUUGUAACCUCUCCCUCACAUAGCAGUUUCCCCCACCCUUUCCUUUUAACCUCUCUCCCUUACUUAAACGUCUAGUCCCUCCACCCUUCCUCUUGUAACCCCCUCCCUUAAUAGCAGUCCCCCCACCCCUUUUUUGUAACCUUCUCCCCACAUACACCUCCACCCUUUCCUCUGUAACUCUCCCUUACAUAAACAGUCCCUCCACCCUUCCAUUGUAAACCCCUUUUCCCCUCUAUAGCAGUCUAGUCCCCCACCCCUUUCUUUGUAAAAUCUCUCCCCCUUUCAUAACAGUCUCCCCCCACCCUUUCCCCUUGUAACCUCUCCCUUACUAUGCAGCUAGUCCCUCCCCCCUUUCCUCUUGUAACCCCUCCCCUUAUUAAACCCGGUCCCCCCACCUUUUCCUUUGUAACCCUUCCCCUAAAUAGCAGUCUAGCCUCCACCCUUUUUCCCCUUUAACCUCUCUCCCUCUAAUAGCAGUCUAGUCCCCCCCCCUUUUUUCUGAAACCUCUCCCUCACCAUGCAGUUUCCCCCACCCCUUUUCUUGUAACCCCUUUUCCCCCUACUAUAGCAGUUAGUCCUCCACCCUUUUCCCCUUUUUACCUCUCCCCACAAGCAGCUCCCCCUCCACCCUUUCCUCUUGUAACCCUCUUCCCUCUACAUAAAAAGGGUUGCCCCCCAAAACCCUUUCCCCUUGUAACCCCCUCCCCCUUUCUAUAGCGUUUAGUCCCUCCACCCUUUCCUUUGAACCCUUCCUUACUAUAGCAGUCCCCACCCUUUCCUCUUGUAACCUUCCUCCCUCAUAUGCAAAUCCCUCACCCCCUUUUCCCCUUUUUAACUUCUCCUUACAUAGCAGUCUAGCCCCCACCCUUUCCCUUUUUAACCCCUCUCCCCCCUUUCUAUAGCAGUCCCCCCACCCUUUCCCCUUUUUUAACCCCUUCCCCUAUAUAGCAAAUCCCUCACCCUUUCCCCUUGUAACCCCUUUCCCCCCUACUAUAGCAGUUCUCCCCCCUUUCCUUUGAACCUCUUCCCUCUACCAAAACGUCCCUCCCCCCUUUCCUCUUGUAACCCCUCUCCCUAACAAGCUACCCCCCACCCUUUCCUUUUAACCUCUCCCCUCUAUAUAGCAGUCUAGUCCCCCCACCCUUUUUCUUGAAACCCCUUCCCUUAAUAGCAGUUGUCCCUCCACCUUUCCUUUGAACCCCUCCCCUUUACAUUAAAAUUUUCCACCUUUCCCCUUGUAACCUCUUCCCCCUAAAGAAGUCCCUCCCCCCUUCUCUUGUAAACCCCUUCCCUUAUAUAGCAGUCCCCUCCACCCUUCCCCUUUUAAACCCCUUCCCUCUACCAUAGCGUCGUCCCUCCACCUUUCCCUUGUAACCUCUCUCCCCUCUACAAGCAGUUAGUCCCUCCACCCUUUCCUCUUUUAACCUUCUCCCCUCUAUAUAGCAGUUUCCCUCCACCCCCUUCCCCUUGUAAUCUCUCCCUCUAAAUAGCAGUUUGUCCCCCCCCCUUUCCUUUGAACUCUUCCCUUAAUAGCAGUCUUAAAACCUUUUCCAAAACCCUUUCCCCUUUUGGGGAACCCUUCUUUCCUCUUCCCAUAGCAGUCGUCCCCACACCCUUUCCCCUUUUUAAAUCUUUCCCCCCUUCAUGCGUUAGUCCCCCACCUUUCUCUUGUAACCCCUCUCCCUUAAAAGAGUCCCCACCCCUUUUCCCUUUAACCUCUCUCCCCUUUCCAUAGCAGUUAGUCCUCCACCUUUCCCCUUGUAACCUUCUCCCUCUAAAUAGCAGUUAGCCCCCCCACCCUUUCCUUUGUAAACCCUCUCCCUCUAAUAGAGUUAGUCCCCCCACCCUUCCCUCUUGUAACUCUCUCCCCCUAUGGCUUUUCCCCCACCCUUCCCCUUGAACCCUCUUCCCCCUUAUAGCAGUCCCCCACCCCUUUUCCUUUGUAAACCCCCUUCCCCUCACUAAGCAGUUUCCCCCCCCCUUUCCCCUUUGGGAACCUCUCUCCCUCUACUAUAGCGUCAGCCCCCACCCUUUCCUUUGUAACCCCUCUCCCCCUAAUAGCAGUCUAGUCCCUCACCCUUUCUCUUGUAACCUCUCUCCUUACUAUAGCAGUUCUUCCACCUUUUCUUUUUGUUUCCUCCUCCCUCUUAUCGCAGUCCCCCAACCCCUUUCCCCUGUAACCUCUCCCUUAAUAGCAGUCUUUCUCCACCCCUUUUUCUUUAACUUCUCCCUUACAAGCAGUUCCCCCCACCCUUUCCCCUUUUAACCCCUUUCCCCUACAUAGCAAAAUCCCUACCCUUUCCCCUUGUAACCUUCCCCUUACUAUAGCAUCUUCCCCCCACCCUUCCCCUUGUAACCCCUUCCUCUACUUAAACCAGUCCCUCCCCCUUUCCCCUUUUUAACCCCUUUUCCCCCUUUCUAAGCAGUUAGUCCCCCCCCCUUUUCCCCUUUUAACCUUCCCCUUACCAUAGCGUCAGCCCCCCACCCUUUUCCCUUGGAAAAAACCCCUCCCCCUUUUAAAAGCAGUCUUCUCCACCCUUUCCUUUUAACCUUCUCCCCCUAAUAGCAGUCUUCCCCCCCUUUUUUUAACCCCUCUCCCUCUCAUAGCGUUAGUCCCUCCACCCCUUUUUUUGUAACCUCUCCAUAUAUAGAGUCCCCACCCCUUUUUUGUAACCUCCCUUCUUCCCUCCCCUUUUCCUUUAAAUUUUUAAAAGUCUAUCCCCCCCCUUUCCUCUUGUAAACUCUCCCUCUCCAUAGCAAGUCCCCCCACCCUUUUCUUUGAACUCUCUCCCUCUAAUAGCAGUCCCCCCCCUUUCCCCUUGUAAAAUCUCUCCCCCUACCAUGCAUCUAGUCCCUCACCCUUUUCCUUUGUAACCCCUCUCCCUCAAUAGAGUCUAGCCCUCCACCUUUCCCUUGUAACUUUUCCUCACCAUAGCAGUCUAGCCCUCACCCUUUCCCCUUUUAACCCCUUUUCCCUCACUUUAUAGGGCCCCCCCCCCUUUUUCCCUUUAACCUCUCUCCCCUUUUUAUAGCAGUCUAGUCCUCCCCCUUUCCCCUUGUAACUUCUCCCUCUAAUAAGAGUCCCCCCCCCUUUUUCCCCUUUUAAAUUUUUCCCUCUAAAUUUGCCCCUCUUUUAAAACCCUUCCUUUGUAAACCCCUUCCCUCUACAUAGCCAGUCCCCCACCCUUUCCCUUUUUAACCCCCUCCCUCACAUAGCAGUCCCCCCACCCUUUCCUUGUAACCUUUUCCCCCACCAUGCAGUCAUCCCCCCCACCUUUCCUUUGUAAAACCCCUCUCCCCCUUACAUAGCAGUUUCCCCCCCCUUUCCCCUUUAACCUCUUUCCCCCUUUCUUAAGCAGUCCCCCACCCCUUUCCUCUGUAACCCCUUCCCCCCUAAAAUAGAGUCUAGCCCCCCACCCUUUCCCCUUUUAACCUCUCCCCUUACCCAUAGCAGUCUUCCCCCACCCUUUUUCUGAACCCCCUCCCCCUACAUGGCAGUCCCUCCACCCUUUCCUUUGAACCUCUCUCCCUUACAUAGCAGUCAUUCCCCCUUUCCUCUUGUAACCUUCUCCCCCUACUAUAGCGUCUAGCCUCCAAACCCCCUUCCCUGUAACCUUUCCCCCAAAUAUAGAGUUUCCCCCCACCCUUUUUUGAACCCCUUUUCCCCCUAUAUACAAACCCUCCAACCCCUUUUCCCCUUUUAACCUCUUCCCCCCCACUAUGCAGUCUUCCCCACCCUUUCCUUUUGUAACCUCUCCCUUACAUAGAGUCAGCCCUACCUUUUUUUUGUAACUUUCCUCUACAUAGAGUCUUUCCCCCCCCCUUUGUAACCUCUCCCCUUCCAUGCGUCUAGUCCCUCCCCCCUUUCUUUGAAACCCCUCUCCCCCCUACAUAGAGCUAGCCCUCACCCUUUCCUUUGAACCCCUUCCCCUUUACAUAGCAGUCAGUCCCCCCACCUUUUUCUUUUUAACCUUUCCCCCCUUUUAAAGAGUUAGUCCCCCCACCCUUUUCCCUUUUUAACCCUUUUCCCUCUAAUAAGCCCCCCCCCCCUUUCUCUUGUAAACCCUCUCCCCUAAAUUUUGAGUUAGUCCCCACCCUUCCUUUGAAACCUCUCCCUCAAAUAGCAGCUAGUCCCCUCCACCCUUUCCCUAUUGUAACCUCUCUCCCUCUCCCUAGCGUCUUCCCCCCACCCUUUCCUCUUUAAAACCCCUCUCCUCUAUAAACGUCCUCACCCUUUCUCGAACCUCUCUCCCUUACCAUAGCAGCCCUCCACCCUUUUCCCCUUUUUAACCUCUUCCCUCUACUAGCGUCUAGCCCUACCCCUUUCCCCUUGUAACCUCUCUCCUUACAAUAGAGUUUCCCCCACCCUUUCCUCUUGUAACCUUCCCUCUACUAUAGCAAGUCCCCCCACCCUUUCCUCUUUUUAACCUUCUCCCCCUAAUAGAGUUAUCCCCCUUUUCCCCUUGUAACCCCUCUCCCCCUAAUAGCGUUAGCCCUCCACCCUUUUUUUCUUUUAAAAUCCUCCUCUCUAUGGUUCCCACCCUUUUCCCCUUGAACCCCUUUCCCCCUACCUUGCAGUUGCCCCCCCACCCCUUCCCUUGAACCUCCCCCUCCAUAGCAUUAUCCUCCACCCUUUCCUUGAACCUCUCUCCCUCACUUUGGGUUUGUCCCCCACCCCCCUUUUUAACCUCUCUCCCUCACUAUAGCAUCCCUCCCCCUUUUCCCCUUUUUACCUUUUCCCUCCCAAGAGUCUAGCCCUCCCCCCUUUCCUCUUGAAACCCUUCCCUUAAUAGAGUCUUCCCCCACCCUUUUCCUCUGAACCCCCCUCCCUCUACAAGAUCUUCCCCCUUUCUUUGUAACCUUCCCUUACAUAGCAGUCUGUCCCUCCAACCUUUCCUCUUUUAAAAAUCUCCCCUUACUUAAACAUUAGUCCCCCCCCCUUUCCCCUUUUAACCUCUUCCCCCUACAUAGCAGUUGUCCCCCACCCUUCCCCUUGAACCUCUCUCCCUUACAAGGUUAGCCUCCCCCCUUUCCUUUGUAACCUUCUCCCCCUACAAGAGUCUAGUCCUCCCCCUUUCCUCUGAAAUCCUCCCUUACUAAGCAGUUAUUCACCCUUUCCUUUGUAACCUCUCCCUUACCCUAGCAGUCCUCCCCCCUUUCCUCUUUUAACCUCUCCUUACAAGCAGUCUAGUCCCCCCCCCUUUCUCUUUAACCCCUCUCCUUACAUGCAGUCUAGUCCCCCCACCCUUUCUCUUGUAAAACCCCUCUCCCCUUUCCUAGCAGUUUAGUCCUCCCCCCCUUUCCCCUUGGGGAAAUCUCCCUCUACAAGGUUAGCCCCCCCACCUUUUCCCCUUUAAUUCUCCCUUAACAUAGCGUUAGCCUCCCCCCCUUUCCCCUUUUUAACCUCCUCCCCUACUUUGAGUCUUCCCCCCACCCUUUUUUUUUAACUCUCCCUUUAUAGCAUUUCCCCCCCUUUCUCUUUUAACCUCCUCCCUCCUAGAAGUUAGUCCCCCCACCCCUUUUUUGUAACCUUCCCCCCUACAUAGCAGUCUAGUCCUCCACCCCUUUUUUGUAACCCCUCUCCCCCUACAAGCAGUUAGUCCCUCCCCCUUUUUCUUUUAACCUCUCCCCCUUACAUGAGUCGCCCCCCAUUUCCUCUUGUAACCCCUUUUCCCCCUAAUUAGCAGUUUUCCCCCCAAACCUUUUUCCCGUAACCUCUCUCCCCCACCAAAAAGGUCUAUCCCUCCACCUUUCUUGUAACCUCUUCCUUUAACAAGCAGUCUUCCCUCCACCCCUUUUUCUGAAUCUCUCCCUUUUAUAGAGUCAGUCCCUCCACCCCUUUCCCCUGUAAACCCCCUCCCUCUCCAUAGCAGUUUGUCCUCCACCCUUUUCCCUGUAACCUUUCCCCCUUUUUAUAGCAGUUAGUCCCCCCCCCCCUUUCCUUUAACCUCUCCCUUUCCAUAGAGUUAGCCCCCCCACCUUUCCCCUUGUAACCCCUUCCCCCUUUCAUAGCAUUAGUCCUCCCCUUUCCUCUUGAACCUCUCUCUCUACCUAGAGUCUUCCCCCCACCUUUUUCUUGUAAACCUUCUCCCCUUCAUAAGGGUUUGUCCCCCCACCCCCUUUUCCCCUUGUACCUCCUCCUUAAAUAGAGUUAGCCCUCCACCCUUUCCCCUUUUAACCUUCCCCCUAAUGCAGUUAGUUCCCCCCCCCUUUCCUCUUGUAAACUCUCUCCCUUACCAUAGAGUUAGUCCUCCACCCUUUUCCCCUUUUUUUUAAACCCCCUCCCCCUUUCUAAGAGCCCCCACCCCUUUUUUCUUAACCCCUCUCCCCCACUAUAGAGUCCCUCCACCCCUUCCCCUUUUUAAACCUCUCCCCAUAUAGAGUCCCCCAACCUUCCCCUUUUUAACCUCUCCCUUAUUAGCGUCAGUCCCCCCACCCUUUUCCCUGGUAACUCUCUCCCUCUAUAUAGCAGUCUAGUCCUCCACCUUUCCUUGUAACCUAUCUCCCUUACUAUAGGUCUAGCCCCCACCCUUUCCCUUUUAACCCCUCUCCCUUACUAUGCAGCUUUCUCCACCCUUUCUCUUUUUAACCCCUCCCCCUUUCAUGCAGUCUUCCCCACCUUUCCCCUUUUUAAACCCCUCUCCCUUACAUAGGCAGUCCCUCCACCCUUUCUCUUUUUUAACCUCUCCCCUUUUAAAAGCAGGCCCUCCACCCUUUUCCCUUUUAACCCCUCCCCUCUAAAUAGCAGUCUAGCCCUCCACCCUUCCUCUUGAACCCCUCCCCUCUACAUAGCAGUUAGUCCCCCACCCUUUUUUUUGUAAAACUCUCCCCUACUAUAGAGUUAGUCCCUCCACCCUUUCCCUUGUACCUCUCUCCCCUCUACUUGCAGUUCCCCCCCCUUCCCCUUUUAACCCUCUCCCCCUACUAUAGCAGUCCCCCCCCUUUUUCCCCUUGUAACCUCUUCCCCUUUCAUAGCAGUCUUCCCCCCCCCUUUCCUUUGAACCUCUCUCCCCCUUUUAGCAGUCCCCCCCACCCUUUCCUUUUACCCCCUCUCCCUCUACAUGCAGUUAGCCCUCCCCCUUUCCUUUUAACCUUCCCCCCUACUAUAGCAGUUGUUCCCCUUUCCUUUGGCUCCCCCCAUUUAA
Coregonus sp. 'balchen' is the source of this 24827-nucleotide messenger RNA. Lineage: Eukaryota; Metazoa; Chordata; Actinopteri; Salmoniformes; Salmonidae. The record is from the annotation of a GenBank genome assembly.